Messenger RNA from Asterias rubens (European starfish), 8494 nucleotides. RefSeq lists its product as uncharacterized. The transcript has 9 exons. The record is from RefSeq and is a predicted model, not a curated record. NCBI's taxonomy places the organism in Eukaryota, Metazoa, Echinodermata, Asteroidea, Forcipulatida, Asteriidae. Bases 151 to 8340 code for a protein of 2729 amino acids. Gene Ontology annotation, molecular function: zinc ion binding; nucleic acid binding.
UUUACCAAAUCCAAAGUGGUGACCGGGUCAAAAAAAUGUAAAAGAAAUGUCUGUAAACACGAGAAAAGCAGAAGCUAUGCGACCGGUGGGUACCAGUGAGUAGCUUAGAUAUUAUUGUUCGAGAAAAUGUGAGUUUGAUUAUCUGCUGAAAUGGAGGACAAACCACUUUUCACGCGGCCGUCGUCAACGACGGACCUGGCCGAACUGUUUUCAACAGCUGUCCUGGCUGCAAGUGGUAAAGGGAAAAAAAAUACUGCAGCUGGUCCAAUAUCCGGACGUAUUCAAGGAAAUCAACAAGGAGGUGGCACUGAUCUCCCAUCUCUUAUGUCUUUACAUCUGCGACCGACUGGGUCCUCAACUAAUGACAGUAUGAGUAACCAAGACCCAACUAACACGAAUAAUGUAAACAUGCAGCCAGAAGCGUCAAAAGUUGACGAUAGUCAGGAUUUUGAACUUCUCAAGCAAAAAAUAUUUGCUGCACGAAUGAUGGGUGCUCCCGCGUCCGUCGCAAAUGACAUUGUAAGUAGUAGCUUUCAUAUACCAGAAAGUAGCACGAGCAGUUCGUCUUUGUUUAAUUUGGGAUCCCAGCAAGGAACGUCUAGUUCUGCCUCACCGUUAGAACCGUCCCAAGCAGGCAACUUUGCAUCGUCGUUACCACCUGCACAACAGGCAAAGGCACGAAUGAUAGCCGCUGCUUUGUUUAACACUAUCAAACCGAUGUUGUCCACAAGUGCAACAACUAGUACUACAACGAAUUCAGAGCAACAGCAGUUCCCUGCAGAACUGCAGGAGACACUGGCGAAACUAAAAAGUUCCCAACAACAACAGCAACUGCAUUUACCAGCAGAGCUGCAGGACACACUAGCACAAAUCAAAGUCCAACAACAGCGUCAGCAGGAGGCAAAACUGCUGGAAGAAAAGCAAACGCUUCAAACACCGCUGCAGAAGACACUAUCCCUUCUGAAACUAGCCCAGUUACAACAGCCACCAGCUACUACAUCUCAACAGCAGCAGCAACGGAGCUUGGUUGAAAAGAUAACGGCAUUCAGUGCGGCAGGUCAAGGUCAAAAUCAACCCUCAAAAUGGUCAAAUCGUUCCCAAAAGACUGGUAAAGUUACUGGAAAAUUAGGAAAGCCAUCCAGCUCAAGCAGGCCGACCGAUAAAAUCCAGACAACCUCUAAUUUGUCAAUAUUGAAUCAGCAGUACACACCAGCGAAGAGUCCUACUGAUGUUUUUAACAUCGCUAAACAGCGAGACCCAAGGAGGUCUUCUUCUCUGGAUCGUAAUGCAGCUCUAUCAAGACCAACCUUAGCCACAGCACCUGUAGUUUUAAGUAAUAUAGAGCCUCCAAAACUGAAACUUUUGGUGAAAGCUUCUGCCUCUGUCGGCUUUCCAUCCAUACAGACAAUUGAGGUUUUAGAGUCGCUCAAGAACGACGGUUACAUCGACAGUCCACCUGGGAGUAGCACUUCAGGGAUUACCGAUCCUCCGAAAGGCAAGAUCUCAGAUAAAAACAGUACCGGCUGGCCAGGAACGUCAGUAGUGGGGACCUGGAAAACUCCGAAGCCCGUACCAAAACCCAAAGAUGUCAGACUCAAUAAAAAAGCAGUGACUAAAACUAUCAACUCUGCACAAGCCCCAAUGAGUUCCACUAAUUUUCAAAGAACUUCGCCCGGUCCGAAACAGAUGAGCUCGACCACAUACCCAGUAAAUGCUCCGCUCGAACCAAAACUGAUGACCAACACAACAUACCCUGUAAAUGCUUCGAUCGAUCCAAAACUGAUGAGCCACGCCAAGUGCCCUGUAAAUGCUCAGCUCAAUCCAAAACUUAUGAGCAACACCACGUACCCUGUGAAUCCUUUGCUCGAGCCAAAACCGAUGAGCAACACAACAUACCCUGUAAAUGCUACGUUCGAUCCACAACCGAUGAGCCAUGCCCCCUUAUACCCUGUAAAUAAGUCGAUGGAUGCCUGGCAAGACAGUGUAGAUGCCUUCCUGCAGGUGACAAAUCGCCCGGGAGGAGAAAGCAAGUGGAAGACAGCAGAAAGCAGAGGCCGUAAACGUCUUCAUGAAACUCAACCUGUUCCAACAUCGAGGGUGUUCACCCCAACUGCCCAACCAGCAGGGACUCCUUUCCUUUCAGAAACCGACACGGAAGAAACGAUCUCCAUCAUCGACCGGCGGGUUGAGCUGCUACGCAUGCAGAAGGUUCAGAUCCUUCAAGAUCAAAUGGAGGAGUUCCAUCGGGAGAUCAAGGAGUUUGAUAAGGAGUUUGAAGAAAGCCAACUGGCGUCCAAGCAGAGAAAGAAGAAAAAGACUGAUCAAGGGCCGACUAGUUAUGACAAGGAUAAAGGCAGUUACAGGCAAAAGGAAUUAGAAAAUUACCAAGAAAGAGAUGGUGAUAAACGCAGAGAAAGAGGAAUCGACGACAGACGGAGAGGAAACGAGAAAAUAAGUCCUUCCAUCUCCAAGAGAAGUUUGUCACACGACAGGGACGAGAAACGGCUGCGAUCGCCAAGCUACCACCAUGAGGAGUCCAGAAAGAGAGAGGGCUCUCGUAGAGCAUCAGCGUCUCCCAAGAGAACACGGAGCCGCAGUCGGGAAAACACCUCCAAGGAGUUGAAGGGCUCCAAAGAAGCGCCCAUGGAGAUGAGGCAAGGACGAUACCCUUCAAAGAGCGGAGAGAGACGGUCUAGCGUCAGCCCGGAGAGGAAGAGGAAAAAGAUCGACAUGAAAGGCGAGACUUUCCGAGAAGGACGUUGGCAGUUUGCUUCCAAGGUCUUCGACAGAAAACGUGGAUUCCGACUUGGAUUUGGCCGAGAGAAGAAGAAGAUAGAAAUAAGGCUCAAAAGAUAUGACACCAAGAAAGAAGAGAAAAAAGAAGCAUCUUCAAAGAGGUCUCGCAAAUCCACCAAGACGACGGACACAAGUAAUACAAAAUUAGAAGUGAAGAAAGAUAAGUCUGCCGUUAAGAAUAUGGAUAAAUCCAGUGGUGAUUCAAAAAGAAGAUCUGCUUCUAAUUCACAUCAGGAGUCAUCUGAGUUUAAGAAGAGAGAUAAUCAUCAGAAGAUAUCUACUAAUCCCGAUCCAGUAUCAAGGUCAUUCACUCAGUCAACUUCUGCCGGUGAAGAAUCAACCAAAACUUCAUCUUCAACGACUAAAAGUGAUGGCAGCAUUUUGACAUCUUCCAUUAAUAGUAGAAACUCCACAAGUUCAUCCACAAGUUUGUCCACAAGUUCAUCCACACAUUUGUCAACUACAUUGUCCACUGUAGUCAUCAGCACUGCAGCAUCACACAGCAGUAGCACAGUUUCAACCAGUAGUUCAUCAGCUCCGACUAACAGUGCAACGGCUUUGAAAUCUUCAACUAGCCAAUCCACCAAAUUGUCCACUAAAAUGUCCACUACCUCAGCAAGUAGCUCCAAAGCUGUGACUAAACCAUCGACAGCUUCAACAAACGUAUCAACAGCUUCAACCAGCUCCUCCGAGGUCAAAUCAUCAGCGAGCAGUUCAAAGACAAUCAGUAGCUCCACUACUUCCUCAACCGACUCAUCCACAACAUCAACUAAAGUCCACGUAGCAUCAACUACUACUAGCAGAGCUUCAACCAACAAACCAACUGUGGAGUCUUCAACAACUGAUGAGGAUACCAAAAACAGUGGAGUGGAGGUGUCGACAGAAGCUGAUGCUACCCUCGCUGUUCAGAUCAAAGAUUCCAGUAUUGCACACCAGCUUGGACUCUUGAAGCAGCUGCAAGUUGACAAGCAUGUCGAGGACAAGGUUCUGGUGGACUGGUUCUGCUAUGUGUGUGGGACUAUCUGUCACACAUUGAAGGUGUACACAUUACACAUAGCUGGUCAUAAGCACAAGACAAUCUAUGAGAGGCUCCUAGGGCUCUCAAGUAAGUCCGGUAUUAAGAACAGACUGAUAGCCAAGUUGCAGAUGCUACCCAUGAAGGGAACUGAACCAAUGACCAUUGCUAAUAUGGCUGGGGUGCUACGCAGAAACCUCGGCAACGCUCCCAGUGGGACAUUGUCUACCACGCUGCCAGAGUCUGAACAGAGUCUCCAAUGUGGCCAAUGCUUCCGUCCCUAUACCUGUAGCUACCAGGAACAUCUUCUAUCAGAGGAGCACAAGAAAUUUGAGAAAAUCAGACCGCGCUGUAAUGUGUGCAACAUGAUCUUCCAGAAAAUCAUACAGUAUCGGAAGCACCUCAUCUCACCCUUGCACAAAAAGAAAGCACGAGCCAUGGCUACUGGUGCUGGGAGGGUUCAGAAGACAACGAAGGACUUCACAAACAAGUCGGACAGUAGCAACAGGAAUGUCAAGCCUAGUCCCAACACUCUCUUAAUUGGAUCCGAGUUUGUUAUCCCAAUAGCAGGUUUCUUCUGUAAACUCUGUUCUAAAUUCUACAAUAAGGAGAAAACUGCCAAGGAUGUCCACUGUGCAACCUCGUUCCACAUCGCUAAAGCUAAGCAAUACUAUGCCAGCAGAUCUCAAUCAACCGGCACAAGUAUUAAAGCUAGUCUAGGCAAAGUGAACGAGACGAAACAACCCUCGGGCGCUGUGAAGGAGACUCAAACACUGGGUGCUUCAGUGGUGAAGAGAACUCCGAAGACUCUGUCUGCAGCCGCACCGACUUUGAAACCUGCUCCAACUGGAACAAACAUCCUGAUGAGAAGCAAGUCUCCAGGAAUGUGUGCUUCUUUCAAAGAAUCCAGCGAAGGAAAGUCUGUUGAUGGCCUUCCUCUUAGAAAAGUUCCGAGUGUUGAGAACCAACCCUUGACCAUCCCAUCUCGUGUGUCCGUAAGGCUAUCAGGACGAAGGACAAGAUCAUCCACAACCCAGAUUGGAUCCCUGAUAACUGUAAGAGAAACACCUGAUGUCACGAAUAUCCCAGCAUCAGGAGAUUCUGACAUGGAAACUGCCACGGCUACAACGAUCCAGAAAAGUUCAGCUAAACCUGGAGAAGAAGUACUACGUGGGAAGACACAGCUCAAGCAUCCGAGUUUUGAGACUGUCAUUCCCAUUGGGAUCAAACCAAACCAAAGAGGAUCAGAGGUAGCUCUUCCAGCGGUGGCCCUGAACCCCAGAACCAUUCAUAAGGAGACAAAAGUGGACAAGAAAGAUUCUGAACAAGCGCAACAAACCAAGAAAGACUCCACACCGAGGAGAGACAACCCUAGAGAUGCUUCAUCUAAGGACAUCCCAUCCAAAGAGCCAGCUCAACAAGUCGCUUUACCUAUUGUGACUACCAAGACGUCCGACUUGAAGAUAACCCUUCCUGUUGCUCCACCUGCAAGAGCUAUGAGAACGCGCUCCAAGAGAAUCACACCUGAAGACAUAACAAGUCUUAAGUCCAAUAAUUCAUCAGUGACAGGAACUUCGACCAGUAUCGGACUCGAAGUAUCAACUAAACCCCUGCCAUCAACGAAUUUAAUCUCUAAGGAGUCCCCGCCCAAAAGCACAGCGCUGAAGAAUGCCACGCCAGUCGCCACGCCCAAGGAUGUAAUGUUGGAAGGCUCCUUACCGAAGGAAGCUCCACUUAAACAAGUCUCAACACUACAAACCAAACCAACUGUUCCUGGAAGAGUGGAACCUAAAGGGACUACACCCAAGGAAGUUCCACCCAAAGACGAGACAUCUCGGGAAGUUGCAACUAAAAAAUCUGUAUCCAGAGAUGCCAUCGCCAACACAAAGCCAGAAUCCUUGCCAAAGGGAGUCAUACCUAUAGAUCUUACAGUCCAGAAAACCCUACCUAGAGAAGCUGCAGCCCAAAAAGCAAGGCCUAAGAACAUCACAUCUACACCCGACAUCAACCUAGCCAAGAAAAUUCCUACCAAGAAACCCGUAGAAAGUACUACUAAAGAAGCUAUAACCAAAGAUGGCAAUUUAGUGAACACUGCUCAAGAAAGAGUAGCUCCAGGAAAAUCAUCAGCAAAGGACAUUGUACCAAAGAAAACCAUGCCAGAGGCUCCACUACCAAAAGCUGGGAUUCCCAAGAAAGAUGCAGGAAAGAUAGAAGCACCGAAAGAAUCCGCAUCUCAAAAGACAAAGGCUGUUGAUUUCCCAAGACCAACAUCUGCUUCAACUCCAAAACGCAUCGCAUCAUCUCCGAGAGAUUCGCCUAGUGCAGCCUCUCCACAGCGUCUUUCCUCAAGUCCUAAACUCAUACCACAAAGUCCUAAACUUGUACCACAAAGUCCUAAACUUGUACAACAAAGUCCCACAGUUGUACCACAAACUCCCAAAGUUGUACCACAAAGUCCCAAAGUUGUACCACAAGGUCCCAAAGUUGUACCACAAAGUCCCAAACUCGUACAACAAAGUCCCAAAGUUGUACAACAAAGUCCCAAAGUUGUACUACAAAGUCCUACAGUUGUACCACAAAGUUCCAAACUUGUACCACAAAGUCCAAAACUCGUACCACAAAGUCCCAUCCUCGUACCACAAAGUCCCAAAGUUGUACCACAAAGUCCCAAAGUUGUACCCCAAAGUCCAAAACUUGCACAACAAAGUCCCAAACUUGUACAACAAAGUCCCAAAGUUGUACUACAAAGUCCCAAACUUGUACAACAAAGUCCUAAACUUGUCCCACAAAGUCCCAAACCCGUACCACAAGGUCCAAAACGUGUACAACAAAGUCCCAAACUUGUACAACAAAGUCCAAAACUCACACCAAAAAGUCCUGAACUCGUACCACAAAGUCCCAAACUCGUACCACAAAGUCCCAAACUCGUACCACAAAGUCCCAAACUUGUACCACAAAGUCCCAAACUUGUAUCACAAAGUCCAAGAAAUCUGCAAGGAGCAGCUGUUUCCGAGAAAGCAAUGUCCAGUAUCACAUCUCCAAGGAGGUCUGUUAGAUCAUCAGCAUCGACUGAAGAGAGUAGCCUGAAAUCUCCACCAAGUGUUUUGAGAAAAACACCCCAGGAUCAAUCACCUAGGAUUUCUUCAUCUGUGGAGGACAAAACUACAACCCCUGAUAAAACCAACAAGAGCAGUGUGAUUAAAGGGACUAUCCAGGUAACUGCCAAUCCAAGAAGUCAAAUUAAAGGGCCUCAGCAGGCAACUGCAAUGACAGUAUUUAAAGCAUCAUCUGCAAGACGAGAAACCGGGGACAUAACAGUUAAACCAAAGCCAAGUUCUUCAAUGAAACCAAGUACGGAUUCCUCUGGCAGAAAGAUGACAGCAAAAGAAGUGUUGAAAACAUCAGUUACUGCAAAACUAAAACCGAUAAAACAGAUCAUCGAUUCCUCGACCCAAAAGCUGAGCUCGGCUCUUCCAGGGUCUUUCAAAACCAACCCAAUCAGCAACCCAAGGAAAGCCAAUGAAUCAGUUUCGCUAAGUGUAAAGAUAAGUUCUCCACCACCCAAAUCUUUAAAUUGUCAUCCUGAAGACUCUAAGGACCAAGAAGAUUUCAUGAAUGUAGAAGAGCUGAUGUCUGGAGAUGUCAUUGUUUUAGAUGAAGAUGGUGACCAGGACAUGAAUGAGAGCUUCGAGGAUGAAGACAUCUCUCCUGACGAUAAAGACCCUGAUAUUGAAGACAUCUUCGCUGAUACCUUCGGAAACGUAGAUGGCAUUUUUGUCUCGGAAGAUGAGAUUCUAAGCGGGGAGUGGAUCGUAGAGGAUACAGAAGGAGAAGUAGAGGACCCAGAAAUGAGCUUCAAAGAAUCAAGGCUUAGGGAACCACACUCCAAGGAGGCCAGAGAUUCCAAGGUGGAGGAGCAAGAGUUUAGGGAACUGGACUUUUGGGAACCAAACUCCAAAGAAGAAGACUCCAGAGGUUCAAACUUGGAUGAACCAGAAUUUGAGGAACUGGACUUUUGGGAACCAAACUCCAGCGGACAAGAAUCCAGAGAUUCAACAGUUGAGGAACCAGAGUUUGAGAAAAUGGACUUUGGGGAACCAAACUCUAAGGAUCAAGAGUGUAGAGAUUCAAACGCGAAGGAAACAGAGUUUGAGGAACUGGACUCUUGGGAACCAAACUCCAAGGAACAAGAGUUGAGAGGUUCAAACGUUGAGGAACCAGAGUUUGAGAAAAUGGACUAUGGGGAACCAAACCUUAAAGAUCAAGAAAUUAGAGAUUCAAACGUGACGGAAACAGAGUUUGAAGAACUGGACUCUUGGGAGCCAAACUCCAGCGAACAAGAGGCCAGAGACUCGAACGUCGAGGAACCCGAAUUUGAGGAUUUUGGGGAGCCAGACUUCAGCAAUAUGAUGUCUAUAGAUGAGGUGGUUGGGUCGGAUGAUGAGGAGGCCAUUAAUGAGGAGGUAAGAGACGGUCACAUAGACAAAAUAGAAGAAUGGGAGGUCCUGUCAGAGACCGAGGGAGACUGAGUUAUAAUAAGAAGAAGAAGAAGAAUAGUGAGUUAAUAUAUAGCGCGUUUCACAAUAACCAUUUCAAUGCGCAUUACGUAAGUGCCCUGCCGUCAAUUUCACAAAACUUUUCUUUCCUAACUUUAGACUAAUCUUAGGACUUUAGGACGAGUCC